This is a messenger RNA of Solea solea (common sole), 4128 nucleotides long. RefSeq names its product calcium binding protein 39, like 1 (gene cab39l1). The record is from RefSeq and is a predicted model, not a curated record. Gene Ontology annotation, molecular function: protein serine/threonine kinase activator activity. The transcript is spliced from 9 exons. Gene Ontology annotation, biological process: intracellular signal transduction. NCBI's taxonomy places the organism in Eukaryota, Metazoa, Chordata, Actinopteri, Pleuronectiformes, Soleidae. Bases 429 to 1460 code for a protein of 343 amino acids.
CUCUGUCCUCUCUUGUCUUCUGUGUGUGACUUCUCCACAGCGCUGUCACUAGUUUGCCUGUCUCUCGUCAUAGCUAACUAGGUCACAAGCUAGCUGAAGUUCGUUGGGGAACAUCGCUUUGAAGUUGAUGUCUUUACCGUCUUGUUGUCCCUUUCGUAAAGUUAGCAUUAUAUGCAUCUGUGUCCAUGUAAAUGUCAAGAAAGUGAGGUAAACGUUCACGUACGAGUUUUCACCCCUGUUGUUGCCUCACUAGCUUUCAUAACUAACGAAUACUUUGGCUACACUAGCUAGCUGUGUUGGUUAAUGGGGUCUUUAAAGCUGCAAUUCAUCAUUUUACAUUUGAGUGUCGAGUUACAGUCAGACAGUGGCACUAACGUGUCCUCCACGCUUUCUUCAGAGAUUUGGGCUUGGAUUACCUCUCUCCAGUCAUGCCUUUUCCUUUUGGGAAGUCGCAGAAGAGUCCAGCUGAUAUAGUGAGGAGCUUAAAGGAGAAUGUGGCAUACAUGGAAAAGCUGGACGCUGCAGACAGCAAAAAGUGCGAAAAGGUUGCAGAGGAGGUGUCAAAAAAUCUGGCAACACUGAAGGAUGUAAUUUGUGGCACAAGCGACAAGGAGCCUCAGACCGAGGCAGUGGCUCAGCUCGCACAAGAGCUGUACAAUACCAACCUCCUCAUUGCACUCAUCGCAAACCUGCAGAGGAUUGAUUUUGAAGGGAAGAAGUAUGUGGUUCAUUUGUUCAGCAAUGUUGUCAGACGUCAGAUUGGCACUCGCACGCCCACAGUAGAGUACAUCUCUACACACCCAGAGAUCCUCUUCAUGCUUCUGAAAGGAUAUGAGAGUGCAGAGGUGGCUCUGAACUGUGGGAUGAUGCUGAGGGAGUGUCUGCGUCACGAGCCUUUGGCAAAGAUGGUGCUCACCUCUGAUGAUUUCUACUGCUUCUUCCAUUAUGUCGAGCUCUCGACCUUCGACAUUGCCUCAGACGCAUUUGCCUCAUUCAAGGAUCUCCUCACAAGACAUAAGAUUUUGUGUGCGGUUUUCCUGGAGAACAAUUAUGACAAGGUGUUUAUAGCGUAUGAGAAGCUCCUGCAUUCUGACAACUAUGUUACCAAACGACAGUCUUUGAAGCUCCUUGGGGAACUUCUCCUGGAUAGGCACAACUUCACUGUCAUGACAAAGUACAUCAGUCGUGCAGAGAACUUGAAGCUGAUGAUGAACUUGUUAAGAGACAACAGCCGAAACAUCCAAUUUGAAGCCUUUCAUGUCUUCAAGGUUUUUGUUGCAAAUCCCAACAAGACUCAGCCUGUGCUGGACAUACUGCUGAAGAACCAGGCCAAACUGGUGGACUUCCUGAGCCAUUUCCAGACGGACAGAUCUGAGGACGAGCAGUUCUGCGAUGAGAAGAAUUAUCUGAUUAAGCAGAUCCGGGACCUGAAGAGGCCCACGGCACCGGAAGAAGCUUAAAAGCCUCAGUGAUGACUGCUCCAUCAGGUGGUAGAUUUUAGAGGUAGUGGAGAGGGCUAAGUGCGAGUCUAAGAGACAUGCUUCAUUAAGAUUUAAUAUUAACUUCAAAAUAUUGGAAAAAAAGUAAACUUGCUUCAUUUUCUGUUUUAAGUGUGGAUAUGGAGGUGAUUUCUAUCCAGAAACCUGAGUGGGCCAAGAACUGUUAUUUAAACCAUAGUGUUUCUUCUUCAGUCAUAAAAUGCAUUUAGUCUGUUUUAGUAAUGGUGAACUUUAAACUGUUACCCUUCCACAUUCUUUGUUGCUGGCAGAGACCUUUAGAAUGAUAGAAACAUCUCCCCAUUCACAGCCAACACAAAUUGUGAGGAAGUCUUGAAUGAAUUUAAUUUCUUGAAACUAUAUUUUAGAGGUUGGCAUAAAUAUAUUAUUUUUCUAAUCUAUCUUUGUGGUAAACAUUUGAAAUCAUGGAGUAACCUUUCUCACAGAAAACAGUGCUUAGCCUAACAAGGCACACAGUUUGUUUUGUUGCCUUAUUUAAAGCUGGUGUAUUGCACAGGGACUUAAAUGAUCUUUAUAAUAUAACUUUGAGAUGUUCGGUCGUUCAUGCCGGUUCAGCACACGGGGGGAUUGCGUAGUGCUUUGUCCUUUUGGUCAAGGUUUGAAAUGAUCCUGCUGUGCUGUACUGUGCUGAUGAUGUAUUAGCUGGCACAGGAAGACACAAUCUAAACCAUAGAGGAAUCCAUUUAUUGUUCUGCCUUUUUGGGCUGUGUUCACUGAGGCUUAUAUGACUGAAAUAGACAUACAGCAUCAGAUAAUGCUGCAGGGUAGUAGCCACCCAUUCAGUGCUAACAUGAACAGCCAGGAUAUACAAAUUGAUGUCACUUGGAACACUCCAUUUCAUCUGUACAUACUGACUGAGCACAGAAAGCAAUAAGUCCUUUGAAAUAAUAAUUUAACAAGUACCUGAUUCAUGUUGUUGUAGCCAUUUCUCUAUUACAGUAUAAGCACUGUCUAAAACAAGGAAUAAUACUGCAGACUACACUGAGGCGUUGUGUUAGGAUGCAUCAUAGGUAUGUUACACAUACACGAUAUGUAAUUCAUGUUAUUUGUUGACAUGGCAACAUGUGAGACUUUGUACUAACUUGUUGUCUUUCUUUAACUUCAGAACUGAGCAGAGUGUAGGAAAUGGACAUUGAUUUAACUGAAAUUUUCUACUAAAACUAAUGAGAAUAAAAUCCUUUAAAAAAGAAAAUAGAGGGAUGCACACACAUUAUUUUGAAUAUCAUAUUCUCUUCUGAUAUUGUUGUAAUAACACAUUCUAAUAUUCACUGUAACAUAACUGUGAUGCAUCAGAAAGCACUUUCCUGUCAUCACUUUCUCAAAAAAAAAAAACUCCACAUGCACUGUUAAACCCUGAACAAGUGUGUUUUGGAUGAUGAGCACUGGAUUCAUUCCUCACAUACAUUACUGAACAGUUAGACUUCUUAAAAAUACUUUUGUUAAUAGAAUUGGCUUACUUCUGCCGUUCUGUCACAGAAAUGGCAUAUUAGAAAUUUCAAGAUGUGUUGUCUGAGCGCACACGCAGUUUUCUUCGUACAUACCUCAUGGGGUUUGAGUUCUUUCCUUCAUAGACAUAUUUUAUUUGACAUUUUAUAUUCAAACUUGAACAGGGACUGCAACCUGGUUUUCACAAUGGAAAACUAGAUUUUUAAACUUAAAUAUUUCAUUGGGUGGUGCCACACAAAUGUUAAUUCAUAAUGAAUUGCAGUUUGGUGCCCUGAAAUGAAUGUUGCCUUAUUUAAAGACAUUUAAGGGAUUGUAAUAAUACAUUAUUCCACACCUCUUCAUUUGUUUUUAAUCCAAAGUCAGUUUAAAAUGUUAAAAAUGCACAUGAUGGUGCAGUUAAGGUUUAUUAUCAAUCUGCACCAUAGUCUCCUAGUGUGACCCUGUGAGUUUAGGGCUACACUCUGCACCAGAUACUCAGUCUAAUGUGAAUGUGGUACAUUAUGCAGACUGAACAGGUGUCCUGCACAGCGCACACUCAUGUCUCCAGGUCGCGACAGAACGUUAGUUUCUUACAAUAAUCGGAUGGUGAUCAACAUUUCAUCUUCUACCCUCGUCCACGAUCAAACUGUGAUUUUACAAAAAAAUAAUGUCUGUGUUCAGCAGAAAUACCCUAAUGUUUCCACCGCGUGUGCAGAUGUGUAGUACAUUCAGACACCCUUGAAAUGUGAGUUCAGACAUGUUGUGCACUGUGUAAAGGACGUGCUGUACACAGACACCCCACCAGAGGGAGCAGUUGGCAACAAUUUGCAUCUUGCAUCAAUUGUACAAACAAAGCAUUUCAUGUUUCUAUAACCCUACCUCUAAUUUUAAGUAUAUAAAUCACUGACAAUAUUAUACAGACAUUGACACAAAUCCCUCAAGAUCAAUACUAUAUAUAUAUAUAUAUGUAUGUAUAUACAUACAUAUAUGUAUCAUGAUUUAAAGUUCUCUGUUUAAGUAUUUGUUGUGCUUUACUAUAUUUUAUCCUAUUGCCUUUUUUUUCCCUGUCUUUUUCCACACUCUGAAUAUUCUCUUUAUUUACCAUGGGAGUGAAUUAUGUGUACAUAACUUUAUAAAGGGUAAAAUUGUAAAAGCAUUCAUGACAAUAAAACUUUAUUGCAAUUAA